Messenger RNA from Triplophysa rosa, 1340 nucleotides. It is a transcript of the gene opn1sw2, whose product is annotated as opsin 1 (cone pigments), short-wave-sensitive 2. Bases 131 to 1183 code for a protein of 350 amino acids. Gene Ontology annotation, molecular function: G protein-coupled receptor activity. Gene Ontology annotation, cellular component: membrane; photoreceptor outer segment. Gene Ontology annotation, biological process: phototransduction; G protein-coupled receptor signaling pathway; visual perception. The record is from RefSeq and is a predicted model, not a curated record. The transcript is spliced from 5 exons. NCBI's taxonomy places the organism in Eukaryota, Metazoa, Chordata, Actinopteri, Cypriniformes, Nemacheilidae.
UUCGUUUCGUGAUCAACAAAGAGAAAAUUGAGAUAUUUUUCAAUGCUGCAGUAGAAAAGAACACGGCCGGUUUUUAAAACGUUUUCAAAAAAAAAGUUUCCCUUUGGAGUGGCAGUCAUAUACAAGCAAGAUGAGAAAAGGACAGACCGAGUUUCAAGAAGACUUCUUUAUUCCCAUUCCUUUAGAUACCAACAACAUCACGGCUUUAAGCCCUUUCCUGGUCCCUCAGGACCACCUGGGACACCAUGGUGUAUUUAUGACCAUGGCUGCCUUUACAUUCUUCCUUUUUAUUGGAGGGACAGCAAUCAACCUGCUUACCAUUUUGUGCACAGUUCAGUUCAAGAAACUUAGAUCUCACCUGAACUAUAUUCUUGUGAACCUUGCCAUUGCCAAUCUGUUGGUAUCGUUUUUUGGCUCUUCAUUAGCAUGCUACUCCUUCUUUAACAAGUACUUCAUCUUUGGGUCGACAGGAUGUAAAAUCGAAGGCUUUGCUUCAACACUUGGAGGAAUGGUGGGUUUGUGGUCUCUGUCUGUGGUGGCGUUUGAAAGGUGGCUGGUUAUUUGCAAACCCCUUGGGAACUUUACCUUCAAGACCCAGCAUGCCAUUGUUGGCUGUAUCAUUCCUUGGCUUUUCGGAAACAUGGCUGCUCUCCCUCCACUAUUCGGCUGGAGCCGAUACAUACCUGAAGGCUUCCAAUGCUCUUGUGGUCCUGAUUGGUACACGACAGACAACAAAUACAACAAUGAAUCCUACGUCGCAUUUUUGUUCUGCUUUUGCUUUGCUGUUCCUUUUGGCACCAUUGUGUUCUGUUAUGGUCAGCUACUCAUCACACUCAAAUCAGCGGCCAAAGCUCAAGCAGAUUCAGCUUCAACCCAGAAGGCUGAGCGGGAGGUGACAAAGAUGGUGGUGGUGAUGGUGUUUGGCUUCUUGGUAUGCUGGGGACCAUAUGCAAGCUUUGCUGUGUGGGUAGUUUAUAACCGUGGUGCACCUUUUGACCUGAGACUGGCGACCAUUCCGUCCUGCCUUUCUAAAGCCUCUACGGUGUACAAUCCUGUCAUCUAUGUCUUGAUGAAUAAACAGUUCCGUGCAUGUAUGAUGAAGAUGGUCUUUGGCAAGAAUAUUGAUGAAGAUGAAGCUUCAUCUCAAGUCACCCAGGUCUCAUCUGUUGGACCAGAGAAAUAAACCCAUUCUCAAUGUAACCUCAUCCUGCAGACAUAAAUAUUUUUGCAAUGAUUGUAAAUAAUAAACAAAGCUUAUAGGAAUUUUUGCUUUUAAUGUCAAUUUUUUAAUCAGCCUUGCUUUACAUGUAGAAUGAGUAGAUAUUUAUUGUUAUCUUAAC